AAGCUAAAAUAUGAAUGGUAACUUGAGAAAUUCAGACUGGGAAAAGUAUAAUAUUUUGUAUUGGCAUUCACAUGUAUUUAGAGGGGUCGGCAACGAACGAAACCCUGUGUUUAGAGCCGACAAUAGCAGCUGAAGACGGGACGGGAACAGAGAAGAAUGAUCAAUAGUAGAAUUAUUCAGUCUCUGUUACAAAGCUCUCGAAGGCCUCCCUUUGGCUUCGUUGCUUCAUCUUUCUCUACCGUAAGGCUCUCUCCUUUACCUCUCCCCACCGCCCUUGACCCUCCCUUUUCUGCUUCUCCUUCUCGUUUUGCUGUUGGUUCUUCUCUACAACUACAACCCAUUUCCUCUUCUUCCUUUAUUCACCGUCUAUUAAGCAGCACCACUUCCAGCCACAACAAGCACGAGAACCAGCCAGAAGAAGAUGACCCAUUGCUCUAUGAAACAAUUGAAGAUGAUGGGGAAACCACAGAUGGGUGGGAAGAAGAGGAUGAAGUCGUCGAGCCCAAGAUUGGUGAUGGAGGGGAUGGUGGUGGUGUUGUAUUCCAAGGUGUUCCAUGGGGUGAAUCUGUUCUUUCUAUUGCCCAUGAUGUUCUAAAGAUGUUGAGUGAUGACAUUAAACUUUAUGCUUUCAAGACUACACCUCGAGGAUACAUUUAUGUCAGACUAGACAAAUUGUCAAAUGAAUAUGGUUGUCCCAGCAUGGAGGAGCUGGAGAGCUAUAGUCAAGAAUACAAGAAAAGAUUAGAUGAAGCUGGAGAACGGAGAGAAAUACCUGAUGAUUUGGCUCUAGAGGUAUCAUCUCCUGGUGCAGAGAGAAUACUAAAGGUACCAGAUGAUUUAGAUCGGUUCAAAGAUAUGGCUAUGAGAGUUUGUUAUAUUGAAGAUGCAGAGCCUAACUGUACCGAAAAGAGUGGAGUCUUCUUACUAGAUUCCAUUGAGCAAGAGAACUGUGUAUGGAAGUUGGCAGAUGUGAAGGAAAACAGGGACCCCAACAGCAAGGGUAGACCUUUUAGUCGUAAACAGAGGGAUUGGAGAUUAAAACUGCCUUUUGACAGGCAUAGGAUGAUAAUAUUAUAUCUUGAAUACUGAAACAAUGGUUGCCAUGUUAUAGGGAGAAAGGUGCUAAGAGUUUCUUAUCAAUUUUAUUGAUAAGGCUUUGAUAUGAAAACCGAAAAUUCUGGUAUCGGUGCUAUUUUCCUCAUACAACCUAUGUAGUGCUUAAAAUUUCUUACUGAUUACUAAUAGCAAUAACAGUUUGAUUACAUUGGAUCCCUUUCUUUGUUCCCCAUUUUAAAGUAGUUCCAUGGCAUAGCAGGAAGUCGUAGUUUCUUUUGAAGUUUAUCAUCAGGUAGCUUUUCUGGCCUCAGUACUUGUGUUAUUGUAAAGUUUCAAUUGUAUGAAACUUCAGAAGAAGCAUCUGGCUUACCGGUCAGGUAUUUCAUUUGAGCAUUAGAAAAUCAUGAAAGAGAUCCUAAUCUGGUUGGUGAUGGUAUCCAUCCAUUCGUGAAAGCUUGGAUUUUGAAGCCCAAAGUUACGAGAUAGAAUUUUUGACAUAGCUAGACCGACUAACCAGUUCUAUGGUGACAAAUUCUUUAGCUGCCAGCUGGUCGUUUGGCCCAUUAUUCUUGGCCUAGUCCCAGCCUCCCAGGUGCCACUUCUCAGAUUAUUAGGUCCAAUUUGGCCUUGGGUGAGAUUGCAGUCAUAUGGUAAAAGACAUGCUAUAUUGGAUCAUUGGUUGGUUAAUGAUAAUUUCUCUAUCCUUAGCAGGUGGCAAUCCAAUUUAAUUAUGGAUUUUGUAGUUAAUGUGUGUUUAAGAGUAACUUUAUUUUCUUCAAGAACCUCUAUGCCAAAUUUUGGAUAUAUUUGUGAAAAUUUAAUGAUUUUUUUAGGUUGAAUUUUUGUUAGUUUGUUGCAAGUUACAAUAAACAAUCAAAAUGGUUUUUGUCAUGCUAAGAUUUCUAUUCAUUUUCUGUCUACUUACAGUUAUAUGUUAAUUGACGGGAUACAUUCAUCUUGAGGCAGGCCCUUAAGCUACCACCAAGCAUGAUAAUAUUAGAUAAGUGGACCACUAGCAAGGGGGUAGAUUUUUUUCUUAUUUUAUCAUAUGAUUUAGACAUUUCUUUUCUCAGUAAUUGACAAAUGCAAGAUUAGGUUACCCAACUUAUUGGCUGGAAAGGCUUUUAUGCACUGAGGGUCCCUUUCUGCACAAAAUCAGUCUCCAUCUACCUAUCUAAACUUUAAAGUUCGUUCACAUCCCAAAGAAAAUAACGUUGGAAUCUUUUACAAUAUUUAAAGAACUUAUAAAAAGUUGACAGUCGAAGAUAAAAAUAUUAAAAUUUUAAUUUUAACGAUCAAGAUUCGAUUUUAGAACGUAUUUUGUAGAAGAAUAUCUCCUGC
Messenger RNA from Durio zibethinus, 2397 nucleotides. RefSeq lists its product as uncharacterized. The record is from RefSeq and is a predicted model, not a curated record. Lineage: Eukaryota; Viridiplantae; Streptophyta; Magnoliopsida; Malvales; Malvaceae. Gene Ontology annotation, biological process: ribosomal small subunit biogenesis.